GAUGUUAGCGUUGCAUAUCAUGCCACUUGUGUCGCUCUCUUGUUGCUUUUAGUUACUGUUGACCCGGUCUACAGCCUGGCAAGUGACUCUAGCACUACUAGCUUGAUCCAGUAUCGACCAGGUAUGUACAACGACUGUGAAAUUUUUAAGCGAUAUAUUAAAUAUAUAUUCUAUAGAUUAUACUGCUAUCUCAACAUGGGCUCAAAUUUUAUUUAAUAUUCUACAAGAAGCCGCUGUGAUUUGUCUACACAACUUUUGCCUAAGGCUACACAACCUUUGCCUAAAACUGUCUGUCGCAUGCAACCUGCUUACAACUUGAGUUGUACUGUGUAAAUCAAGCACACAACUCACCUGGGACAACGUAGGCGAGUUGUGUGCUUGAUUUACACUGACACAGUCCAACUCAAGUUGCAAGCAGGUUGCAUGCGAUAGGCAAACGUUGUGUAGUGUAAAUUGGCCUUAACUAUCUAAUGAAGAAGUUUAUAAAGACAGGGGAGAUGUGUGUAUUAAUUAUAUACCAAACGCUACUCGCGCGGACGUAAAGCCUGGUUCACAUAUGCCUGCGGUAUGUCGGCGGGCUAUUGCAUGUCGUCAGCAGUUCAACCAAAUGAUUCACAAAAGAAUGUAUGCAUCAACAGCUACAAACAAUGAUAGCGCAGGCAAUAUGUGAACCAGGGCAUAUGCAUGCAAUCAUUCUUGCAAUGUUAUGCAAUCACAGCUUCUUGUCCGCGUCAUUGUUCCAGUUUGGAGAGUUAAAGAUGUACGACGCGGUUUGUCAUGCAAGAUAAAAACUGUCUGUGAAUAAUUUGUGGCCCCAGGGGUAUUCUCAACGGCUUCGCAUUGUCACUUCUUUCAAUUGGUUCACACUAGCAAUUCUGUCGGCGAUAUUUCUCUUCCUGGCAAAUGUGAUCGAAUGAAUGACGUGCAAAAGACUUAGAAUUGUUUACUUCUGAAAAGCGACUCUAUACUUUUGUGUGGGAGUUCACUCAUUUGCAUCCGUCAGAAACACAAAAUCGCCGACGAAUUGCUAGCGUGUACCAGGCUUAAAAGUGGAAAUCUCUUGGGUCGCAGUAAGCUUUCACGUGGGAAAUCCCUCACGGGUGGGAAAUCCCUCACGGGUGGCAGACGAUUUUAAUCGUUUCAAAAUUACUCGGCUACUGAAUCACUGGCAGGCGAUUUUAAUCGUUUCAAAAUUACUCUGCUACUGAAUCAAUUGAAGAUGAAACAAAUGGUUCACGUCCCAACUAGAAUCGAUCAAACACUCUUCUGUGCGCUAUCCCGGCUUUUGGCCUGUCUGACCAUAACGUGAUUAUACUCAACCCUAAACGAAGACCAACUCAAUCUUGACAAUAUCAUGCCUGUCAAGAAAAUUGAACCGACACGUGAAUGACGCGUCGUACUCUAAUACUCUAUUAGGGGGCUUAAGCAUGUAGGACGGCAACACGACGACGACGGCAAUCAAUACAAUGAGUCAAUGAAAAGUGAAUAAAUAAUUAAAGUCCCAGGGGAGUUUCAUGCGUGGUCGUCGCUCUGUUUACAACGGCAAAUCACAGAUUUUCACGUCUUUUAUACAACGCCUGCAUUUCAAGCCGUAACAAGUGCAACUUAAAGUUCGGUCAAUGGAACUAUUCCCAAACAUAAAGCCAAUGUUUUCAGCCUCUUAUACUGUAUUAAAUUCAUACGAAUUAUAAUAUACGACAAGUUUUCUUUACUAUCAUUUAUUUGAAGGAAUUUGUUUUGGCCGUCGUCGUCGUGUUGCCGUCCUACAUGCUUAAGCUCCCUAUUGUCUGAACGAGACGUUUCUCAGCCUGUUUAACAUUUGAAUGAACAUAUUUUAUUUUCAGUUCACAUUGGCUCGCAUAUAGUUUAUCAUGGCUACGGAGAAAACACAGUUGCUGCCAUCUGGGAAGCAUGAUACGCCACCUCCUGACAUCGGAUUUGCACCUGCAGAUGAGUAAGUUCAUGUUUACUCUUUUCACUUAUAAAUUUGUACUGGACUGACCAACUGUGUCGCUUUUUUCGACUGAGGUCAAACAUGAUCAGUACAGGUUCGUUGUAAGUCGCAACGUCUUCUAACAACCAAUUUUUUUAUCUCUUGCAGAAAACAUGAGAAAAUUUCCAUGGUACCAUUUACACAGUUGGUAAGUUAUUAUAGUUCUGGGGCCGAUUGUAUAAAAAAGUGAUUAAAGUUAACUAUAAUUAAGUGGAAACGUCAUCCAAUAAGAAGCCCGUAUUUGAGAGUUAAUCACUAUUUAACUACAAAAUAGUGAUGAAAAAAGUGAUUAAGAGUUUUAUACAACCGGCCCCAGUAAUACUGUCAUCAUCAUCUUGGAGUAACGUUUCACAUAAUGACGUCAUUAUGUUCGAGUGACGUCGUUGUCAUUAUCAUAGGUGACGUCAUGAAAACAAUUAUAGAGUGACGUCAUCAACACGUUAUUGACAUUACCAUCAUCACAAUUAUCAUGAAAAAGGUCAUCUUCAUUAUUCUGACCUCGUCACUAUUAUCACAAAAUGAUGUCAUAUCACUCUCAUAAAGUGCCGUCAUCAAUACCAUCAUGGCAUGACCUGAUUACUAUAUAAACAUAACGUCAUGAACUUCAUAAUCGAGUGACGUCGUCACUUAUAUCAUAACAUGACGUUAUCGCAUCGUCAUAAAAUGACGUGAAAACCACCAUUAUAGCAGCGUGACCAGAUUUGGUAAAAUAUUUUACUUUUGGUAAAAUUUCGUCAAUUUAGGAAAAGUUUAGUAAUGAAAUUUUUUUAGUAAAAUUUUUGGUAAAAUUUUUAGAGAUUUUAACAAUUCAGUGAUUUUUUUGUAAAAGUUCGUGUUUGAAUGGUAUCUUGCGAUUUAAUGAAACUUCUAGCCUACAAAACCUGGUAAUUUCAAACAUGGAAUAGGAAAUUAUUGGGUUUUCAGGCCAAUCUAGUCAAGCUAGUUGCCUUGUCGAAGCCAUGAUAACACUUUUGGUAUUUCACGAAAACAUUUACCUGCAUUAAGCUAAUACUUCUAAUAUAUUGAUCAACCUCAUCCCCUGGGUUGUCAUGGCGGUGUGUAUACUGUUGCCCCAGAAUUUUCAAUUUUAUCAAAGAUGGGUGGGGUGAAAUUAAUUUGGUAAAAUCUUUCUCCAUUUAGUAAAUUGUGAACACAAGUUUAGUAAUAACCGCUGGAAAAAUUUGAUCACACUGCAUCAUAGAGUGACGUGAUCACCAUGGUGUAAUAAUUUCAUCACCACCAUCAUAAGAGUCUACAUGAUGCACACCAACGUAUCUUACAAUCACAUUUCACUUUUGUUUGCUUGCAGUUUCGUUUUCGCGACAACGUUGAUGUAAUCCUCAUGAUUUUGGGAACAUUUGGAUCUAUAGCUUAUGGUGUUCUAACUCCAGCGCAAUUUCUCCUCAUGAAUUCGGUCAUAGAUGAUUUUGUAGAUUUUGCCCAGUGUCUACGAAGUAACUGCACAAAUCCAGUUGACCUCGAGUCCAGCAUGACGGAUGUAGCUUGGUGGUACAUUGCGUUUGCCUUUCUGAAUCUCUUGUUUGCCUGGAUGGGACUAGGACUUUGGGGUCUGAGUGCUGAGAGACAAGUCCACAAAAUGAGACUGGCAAUGUUCAGAAAUAUCAUCCAUCAGGAGAUUGCUUGGUUUGAUACUCAUCCAAGUGGCGAGCUGGGAACUAGACUUACAGAGUAUGUAUUAUUAUAGUACAGAGGCCUGUUGGCAAACUAAUCAAAGGCCGUUGAGGGCGACUCACGGAUGAGAUCAAACGAAAGUGAGAGAUCAAAUGAAAGUAACAGAAAGAAUUAGAGCAUUUUUGCCAUUUGUAGUAUUUGUCGUGCUUCUUCAAUGGUGCGGCUUUCGCCAAAUCAAAGAACGAAAGGCCCGAUUCGCAGGCAAACAGUGCGCGCACAGCAGGCUGGUCCCCAGCCUGCUUUGCGCGCACUGGGAAAUGACCUGUUGGAUCUUAGGAGGAUUUCUAUCAGUUCUAAACUGGAUCUUCGGUGGCGCAAUCGUCUGAGCAAGCGCCUUUCACCUUGUGGGUUCGAUCCUCACAUCGGACUAAUAACACUUAUGUGAAAAGAGUUCGUCAACGCUCUACCGAAAGUCGUGGGUUUUCUCUGGGUACUCCGGUUUCCUCCUACAGGGAAUGUUGACAGGGUGAGUUGGGACUAGCCCCCCAACUGACCCUUCCACCGUAGCUGUGCCCCGUGAUCAGACAUGAGUCAUAAGGUGGCUGCCAGAGGCGCCCUUAGAAAGCCUUCGACUCGAUCAGGUUUGAGCUGCGUCCUUCGUAAUGGACCAUUUGCAUUAUAGACAAAAUUUUGAUCUAGACAAAAAUUUCAUCACAGCUUGAAAGAGAAUCACAAAAUUAGUAAUAUUCCAAAGUUUCGUUGCGAAAUGUUGUAAAAUGCGGAGUUUGCCGUUUUUCAGUCAUUUUGUAUUACGCACGGGAAAUUGACAGCCCAAUCGGGUGUUGGGGAAUCAAUUUCCCGUUUGUAAUACAAAAUGACUGAAAAUUGCAAAUUUCGCAAGGCUAUAUUAUCCGCAUUUUACAACAUUUCGCAACGAAACUUUGGAAUAUUACUAAUUUUGUGAUGCUCUUUUAAGCCGUGAUAAAAUUUUUGUCUAGCUCAAAAUUUAGUCUAUAAUGCAAAUGGUCCAUUACUUACUAUAUAAACUGUGAUAUCCUGAUAUAUGGUCAUCUCCCUAGUUUGUUUAUCCAGUUUAGUAUAGAAAGAAACCUAAACUGAACUACAGUGGUUAAUACGGUCAAGCUCUUGGCGUUUUUCAGGGACAAAAAUAAAUGGCCGUAAUAAAGAGGGGCAUUAACGAGGUGGCCGUAAGGUGGAGUUUCACUGUAACUUCCUAUAUAUUACCUGAUAACUCUAUCAGUUCUUCUCAGAUGUUUAUAUCUAGGGUUACUGUAGAAGGAAACUUGUGUAUCCAGGGGAAUCCUGCUGUGUUUAUUAGAGUCAAAUUGAAUUGGGAAAGCACUCUUCUUACAUGCCAACAUCUUUAUACCAACAUCUCAUGUUUUCUUUCAGAGAUUUAAAUAAGCUAGCCGAUGGUAUAGGCUCAAAAUUUGGUCGACUUAUCUUUAGCUUUUCUGCAUUCUUUGCGGGAUAUAUUUUGGGAUUUUGCUAUUUAUGGAAACUGACGUUGGUUAUGAUGGCAGUGUUACCUAUUGUAGCACUAAGUGGCGGAGUAUUAGCAAAGGUAAU
This is a messenger RNA of Paramuricea clavata, 5215 nucleotides long. The record is from the annotation of a GenBank genome assembly. NCBI's taxonomy places the organism in Eukaryota, Metazoa, Cnidaria, Anthozoa, Malacalcyonacea, Plexauridae.